GGCGGGGCCGCGGGCGAGGCGGGAGCGGGGCGCCCCCUGGCGGAGAGCGCUGAGGGAAGGGGUGACACCGUGCCGCCACCAUGGGCUCUGUGCGUUCCCUGCCCUCCUCCAGCGCUGCCCCGAGCCGGAGGAAGGCUGAGCAUGAGGAGGAUGAGGAUGUAUUGGUUGGCCAGGAACCCGUGGAGGACGUGGCCAAGAUUCCCUACAUGGAAUUCACUGGCCGGGACAGCAUCACCUGUCCCACCUGCCAGGGCAUCGGCUGCAUCCCCACAGAGCAGGUGAAUGAGUUAGUGGCUCUGAUCCCUUACAGCGACCAAAGGCUUCGUCCUCAGAGAACGAAAUUCUAUGUCCUGCUCUCAGUGCUGCUCUGCCUGCUGCUAUCCGGCCUGGGGGUUUUCUUCCUCUUCCCCCACUCUGUGCUGGUGGACGAUGGUGGCAUCAAAGUGGUCCAGGUGUGGUUUGACAGGAAAAACUCCGCUGUCCUCCUGGCCAUUACGGCCACCCUGAGGAUCAGGAAUUCCAACUUCUACUCGGUGUCGGUGAGCAGCCUGAGCAGCCAGGUGCAGUACAUGAACACUGUGGUGGGCAGCCAGCAGCUCACCAACGUCUCCAGCAUCCAGCCCCUGAGGGACAAACUGGUGAAUUUCACCGUGAAGGCAGAGCUGGGUGGAUCCCUGUCCUAUGUGUAUUUUUUCUGCACUUUGCCCAAGGUGAAGGUCCACAACAUCGUGAUCCUCAUGAGGACCUCGGUGAAGCUGUCCUACAUCGGCCGCAGCGCCCAGAGCUCCCUGGAGACCUUCCACUACCUGGACUGCAGCUCCAACUCCACGGCCCCGCUGCCCGCCGCGGCCCGGGCGGCGCCCUGAGGGCUCCCGGGAGCACCGGGACGUGAGUGGCUCUGCGGGGACACACCCGGCAGCUCCGGGGCCUUUGGGUGCUCCUUCCCCUCCUUUUUGAUGAGGAAUCUGGAACUUUCCCUCCUGGAUUAAGGGCUGAAAUCCCAGAGGUUUUCAGUGCUUUGCACCUGUUCUGGAAGCUUGGAACCGUCAGGGUGUUUUGGGGUAAAUGAGUUUGAUUUUUGAGAGUAAAUGUAUUUAUUAUUUU
This is a messenger RNA of Lonchura striata (white-rumped munia), 1104 nucleotides long. It is a transcript of the gene TMEM106C, whose product is annotated as transmembrane protein 106C. NCBI's taxonomy places the organism in Eukaryota, Metazoa, Chordata, Aves, Passeriformes, Estrildidae. The record is from RefSeq and is a predicted model, not a curated record.